AUACCAGCACGACCCGCUUUUCAAAUAAUUGCCAUUGUCUGACCAGCAUUAGCCUAAUGGAUUUGGACUAGGUUAUACUUCAUAUUGUCUAUGAAAGAUAGACUUAGCAACGGUAAUUGUUGUCUCGUGAUAACGCUUUCCGGGGCCCAUGCACCCAACUAGUAUGGGGAUUCUAUAUAUGCUAUAAUUUUCCCGAGUUACAUAAAAAGUCUGUGAUAUGUCUAGCCGAUCGCGUCAAAGGCGCAAGCGUUUUAUCAGUGGGAGCACUUUGGAUGAGACCUCUUCCUGUCGUGCAAAGAAAAUGCUUAUAAGUACCGUACAUCAUUCCAAAUCCCAAUGUAAUGAGCAGCAUACCUCUUUACCGUCUUCACCAAAUUCUCCUUUUCUGGACUCCGCAAAUAUGCUAUUCCAUAAUUCUGAUAUCGGCUUGGGCACUUAUGUUAGUCGGAAGGAUAUUCCUGUCGAUCGUUCUGAUCCAGUUGAAGAUGAGAACUCAUUUUCCUCAAGCAUGUUUUCUGAAAAGCUUGUACAACCCGGACUAAAUCUGGUUCCUGAACCGUCAUCAACAAACGAACAUGACUCCGUAAGCCAUAAAAAUUCCUCUGUUCCUAACAAAAGUUUAUUAAAUUCCCGUCCGAGUACUAUACUGGAUGCUGAAUCCGAUAUCAACUUAGACAGAAUGUUGAUUCGGAGUGAAAGAAUGGUUUUAACGCCAACUCCAGUGGCAACAGACGAUCCAGGCAGUUCUGAGGGGGAGUACGAAAAUGAAAGUCGAGAAUCAACUUUGCAUCAAACUAAUCCUUCAGUUCGUCAUACCACCACAAGGAAUAUGACCAAUCAGUCUGGUUUGGCUAAUGUUCCGUCUAACCGAACUUUGGAACUUGUCGAAUCUGAGUCACAGGGAAGUAUUUAUUCCGACCCAGUUAAGGUUUCCGUUUUCGAUACAAUAUCUCAGUCUACAGAGUGCAGUUCUACUAGGUCUGGGAGCUUGUCAGCACUAAACUCUACUUUAACCAAACCCAGUGGAUUUGUGGAGUCAUCAACGCCGAAUUGUUUCGUUGCACUAGUUAAUUGUAGUCCUCCACUUCAAAUUCUCUCCAGUCAGAAAAUGCAUAAAACUGUUAGUUGUCAUCGAACUACUACUUGUUUUUCCGAAUCUUCAGUUUUACCAAAUAUGGAGAAUAUUGAGUAUCAUGAUUCUUCGGGUAGUAAUGGGAUGAUUGUAACGUGUGGUUCUCAUUGCUCUCACAGGAGCACAGAUGGAAGCCCCUAUAAAAAGGAAGCUGAAUCAAUAAAACAAAAUCCCUGUAAUUUCGAGAAACAACCUCAUGACUUUCAUCCAACAAUAAACGUGAACGACUUUUCAAGAGAAGCUCAACAUAAGAUUCUACUGAGGUCAGAGUCACUGUCAUCUUCAGUUUCACUCAGUAAUAACAAUUUUCUCCAUGAUAAAUUUCAGCUGACACAAAAGUCUGAUGAUAUCUCUUCAUUUCCUCCUGACCAUAUUUUUAUCAUCACUAUUCCAAAUUCUUCCGAGGUAUCACCUACUUUUGUUAAGAAAUGCAGAGAUUCUGGAAGUGGCUUCGAUACUCCCAUGUCUCAUAAUGUAAAUAAUAUCCCGAGUCCGGAAGUCGGUCACAGCUAUCCACUUCGAUCCCGCCUACGACAGGCAUCUUUGCGAUUGCAGUGGCAAGCCAUGCAAGUAGCUCCAAAGUCAUUUGGGCAGUUACCUACAGAAGUUGUGUUUCGCAUUAUCCAGUAUUUGAGCGUACAAGAUGUAUUUCGCCUUCAGCGUGUUAACCAUCGGUUCAAAUCUAUUAUUGAGCAGUAUCUUCUAUUAGUUAAACGUAUUAAUUUUAGUAAUGGCCUCCCGUUUGCAUUCUUGCCAGAUUCAAUCACUGACGUAGCUCUGAAACGCAUGCUAAGCCGUACGCCAGAAGUCACACAUAUUCUUGGCUUCUAUCCUCGUAAAAUAGCAGAAUCUUAUCCAUCCGACGGACAAUACUCGAACAUAGGUUCUGGUCAUAAUGCAUUAACCUACGGUGGGAUCAUCACAGCCUUUCGACUUUGUCCGAAACUCCGUUCAGUUGAAUUGAUGGAUGUCGAGUUGAUGAGUGAGUUAGUUCGACAUCUCCCGCGCAUCAAAUUUCACGGCAUGUUUCGAAACCGUCCAGAUUCUUGGGAUUGUGAAUACGCAGUUCCUCUGCCACCCGAACCGAAUGCUGAAAGUAUUCCAAUGGAUAGUGACCAUGACUCUAUGACAAGCGUUCCAAAUUCACGUGACGAGUUCCAUGUCGACUCAAAAUCCAAACCUCUUUUUGGCAGUUUUAUUAGCACGUUAUUUUGUUCCGCAACUGCUGUUUUAGCGGUGGGAAGUAGUCGUGGUAAGCGAAGAAAUUUAACUCGUUUAAAAUCUAAAAACCAAACAGGAUGUGCAUGUUCCGUGCAAUCACUCCAAUCUCUAAAUGCGGCAUUUUCAUUACCGUUAUGUAAGAAUGAAAACAGUCAGCCACUUACACAGAUGGCCGCACAAUCAGUCCAUAAUGUUGCUUUGCGUCAUACGAAUUUCGCAAAUUGGUUUGAACCUAUCGGUGAGUUGCCUCUUGGCCAAGGUUCACCUUCCACAGUGCCUCACUUUCUUCCAUCUCGGCUGUUCACUGCAUUUAAUGGUGGUCCUAGUUUCCCUCCCGCCCACGAGAAUAUCCCGAAUAAUUCUGCCCCACCUAUGGAGCAGGACUGUUACUCCAACGCCAUAGAAUCUUUACGCAAUAUAGCUGUUUCACAUUUCCUGCAGCCUGGUUUACCACCUAUUGAAGCUGAGCUAAUUGCUGUGGCUCCCUUUGGCUAUUCUCGAUGUUCUUUACAUGGUGUAGGAUCUGGUCGAAACAGCAUUCGUAAUGCUCAUGGUCCAGUCUUAGCAUUUGCCUUCGGGGCUAUAUUCGUCCCACCACAAGCAGUUUCGCCGUUCAUUUUGCCAUCCAAUAACGCGUCAAACUGCCGCUUUAUCGAUGCAAGACAGUAUAAUGCCGUCAUAUUGGGAGCUAACUUACUGCGCGGAGCACAAGGACCUCAUCUUGCCUUUGAGCGUAUAUUAAACUUCCCGCAAAAUGUUAAUCAAAAUAAUGCUCCACGUCAAGUGCAGCUGCACGAUCAAGUAGGAGGGCGAAACCAACAGAGACAACACCCUCAACGUUUUCGUCGACCACGUACAAGCAUAACAAGCUUGAAUGCCUCUGGACCAUGGUUGGUCUCCCCAUUUCCCAGUCAACUACAAUGGAUUAUUUUACCCCACGCUAUUACAAAUCUAACCAAACUAGAUCUAGUUUCUGUCGCAAUUAGCGCUAUUCCACGACUAGACAAUAUUAAAUAUCUACAUCUUAAAUGGGUUGUAUUUGCUUCAGCUGACCCAUUCUUCAGUUUUUUGGCACCGAAAUUACAAUCAUUUGUCAUGAACAACUGUAGUACACCAUCAAGAGUUGUUCGAUUUGUUCGUAUUUUCUCGGCUCUUUCACGGGCUCCUCAGCUUACGCGGCUUGAGUUAGUUGGUACACGCUUCAUUGAUGGUCUAAUUGGACACAUAAUUGAUGAUAAUAUGUCACAUGGGCGCGGAUUUCGUAAUCUUCAGCGUUUGGUGCUUUCUAGCAACAAAGAUGCAUCUGAAGUAGAUAUUGGAUUGCUUCUGCUGGCUGGUCAACAGUCUUUGAAUCAAGUAGCUCUCCAAAUGCUUCAUACACGAAAUUCAUUAUUUGAAGGUCUUUAUCAUGCCGGUGCUGAAUUUCCACGUCUUGAGAGUCUUACUCUUGGUUAUUUAGAUCCUUACCAGUCACGUUUAACAGUUUCUGAACUGAUGAGUUUAGGUAUUGGGGAAUCAUCUGAUCAUUUGUCACCUAUUUGUAUGAUAACCGAUUGGGGUAUGGCGCUUGCAUUUUUCAUCUGUCCUCGACUUGUAAAUAUUAUCAUUCGAAAUGCACCAUAUUUAAAUGAUAUAACACGAUGGUUUUCUGCUGGAUUUUGUGAUGAAGAAUCACUCCACAUUCGACCGACAAUUAUACCUUCAGCUAGCGAGGAUUCUACUCAACCAACUGCCGACUGUCAAGAAAAUUCCACACAAACUUGUGUAACAGACAAAAUUUCAAAAACCUAUUUCUUACCUCUACGAUCACUAACGUUGGAAAACUGUUCUGGAAUAUCAAUUGAAAAUCUUGAACGUGUUUUGAUUAGUGGACAUCCUUUCCCAUGUUUAGAAACUGUCGUCUUAAGAAAUAUGUUUACACCUCAAUACGGUGAGAACAAAGGCUUCAUGAGUACACCGCAUCUUUUUGUUGAUCAACAUGAUCAAUCUGUUACUGAACAAUGUAUAGAUUGGCGUAAACUUGUUCACCUUUUAUGUUUAUCAGAUUUACUAAGUACUUGUCGACUGGGCUAUUCUCCUUUAUCACCUGAAGACUGUAUUGGCUUAGGUGCAUCCGCUAGAGAAGUAAUUCAUAUGAAUCCACCACGUGGUUUUCUACCAGAUUCUUUACGAACAAAACCACAUGAUUUAUUUUGUUCACUUCGAGCUCAUACCUACUUAAAUAGUCUGUUGGAAUUAGACGGUUCCUGUGGUCGGUCAAUGUCAGCACCAACCAGAGUGUUUAAAACGCUGUUUUCACACAACGUGCAUAUCCCCGUGUCAGAUGGUCCCGAACGAUAUCCCAGUAAACCGGAUGACGAUAAUGAUUUUAUGUCUCGUUCUACGCAAACAUGCAUUUGCGGUGUAUUAGAAUGGGAUGUUACUCUAAGGAUGUCGCAGUCACAAUUGGCUACUGAUCAAAAAAUUGUGAGAAGUAAACUUAUUUCUCCUGACAACUCAAAAAGCAAUCAAAAUUGCCUCCAUGUACGUAUUGACACCGAAACUAAUCGAAAUACUGUCCCAAGUACCAGUUCACAAUCCGGAAAGACAUUACUGUUACGUUCACCAGUAAAUCAAAAUAAUGCUUUUACUCCGAUAACGUCUCAGUUGCAACUUGGUGGUUCUUUAUCAUUUCAUCCUUUUCCUCCUUCGGUUCAGCAUAAAAAUUUCUAUAGGAUGAUUACUAUGUCAGAAUGGAAUCAGUUGAUUGUCAAAAUGUCUACACCAUUUGGUCUUCCGUGUUGUCAGAUUAUUUACCCUGUGACUGGUUCAAAUGAGUGCUCAGGGUGUGCUUCUGAUUCACUGCUUUUUUCUCAGGGUAUUUCAAACUAUCAAAUAUCUGCUCCUUGUAAAUUAGUUAAACAGUCUAGUCACACUGCUACAAAAUGGUUAGCUCGUGAUGCAUGUAUAGAUACCAGUGAAUUAAGAUGUUUUACAUUGCCAAAACCACAAAUCCUCAAUGUUUUACAACCAUUGAAUGCUAUUCAUAGUUGUUUAACUUCAAUACACUUUGAAAAAGUUGGGAUUUCCCAUAUAAAUUUGUGCGAAUCUCCACACUUAAAAAAUAUCACUUUAGAAAAUUGUACUGAACUAAAAGCUAUCAUAUUCGACAAUCAUUCUUCACUAGUUGAUUGUUCUAAUCAUCAGGAUAAUGUCAACUGCAAAGUUAUCGAUCGAUUUCCAGCACUUCGGCGUAUUCGAAUAAUUAAUUGUCCAAAGUUUGCGAUCUAUAAUUUCUUAUCCAGUGUUGGUAAACUUUACCCUACACACAAUGAAAAUAUAUCUAUAACAUACAGACCAUUUGGACAAUAUAAUACUCAGGUAGAGCGAGCAUUAUGGGAUUAUUGUCAGCAUGCUCACAUACUUAUUUCACAUGACUACAAAGUUUGGGAAAGUGAACGUGCCAUGGAAGAUUUUCAUUCUACGUUUGAUCAGUUGUUUAGAGAAGUGAUCAGUUUCUCAGAGUAAGUUUAUAUUUAGCGUGUGUGCAACCCAGUGAAAAUGUUUGCUGAAAUGAUGAUCUACUGUAGAUGACUUUAACUGUAUGGAAAACGUUCAUUGAAACGAUAAUCUUAAAUCCUACUUUUAAAUUUUAAAAAUAUAUAUCUGAUAAGUCGAGAUAAGAAGGCGAAUUGACGUUUUUUCGUAUCUCUGUGUCAUAUUUUAUGACUUUUUAUGGGACCCUAACCAGGUAGUCAUGAAGGGCCGACAGAUAGCAUUCCUGUGCAGCUUUGUUGCAGACCGCAAAACCAUUUCACAGACUGAUCACUUCUCCGCUUUUUUCAAUUAGUCCCAGCGUCUACUAAUAAUGAACAAUAUGGGAUUCACUGGGAUGACAAUCUUAGUACAUGUCCAAGUCACCGAAGUCGGUGUUUCAAGAUAUUGAUAUAAAUUGAAUUAUCAUCACUGUACCUGAACACACGUUGACAAGCCCCUGCUGUAAUAACAUGGUGCUACCAUUGAAUGUUAGCAACCAGCCCAACGAGUCAGCUCUGUGUCCUCAUUAGUCCUCUGUAUAGUAGCUUUUCGCCUAACCCACCCCAGUUCGGUCCAGAAUACAAAUAUCAGCCUCCGCUACAUGCAUCGUAUAUUUUAUACAUACGUAUUUUAUGUACAAGCAGACCAGACUGCAUCACACCAUAUAACAAAAAAAAUUAUACAAGAUCAAGCCAAAAGUGAUUAUGAGCGUGGGUUACUGUAACUGAUAGAUUGGGAAUAAGUUAAGAAUGGUAAAUCCUAUAACAGUAAGCAAUAGAUCGAGUAUAUAUAGCAUUCAACUUCCGACUAAUCAGUGACUCGAGAUCGUUUAAGUGGAACAGGAUUUCCGUAGUAGUGCAGCUGCUGUACGAGUUGAAGAAUUAUAGAAUGUACAAUAUGGGAGUGAAGAAAUAAACAAGUUGCUUAAUGUAAAACGAAACCGAGUAUUAACAAGUAGUUUCGAUUAUGACUUGUGAGAAUAGGAAUUAAAGCGCAAAUAGUUUUCCUAUUUGUAUUCAUCAUUUCGUUUGUGUGUGGGCUGGGAUACUGCCCGGAUGCCCAGACCGAAGCGAAGCAGGUGGCUUUUUUAGGAAGCGAAUCCUCGGGCCUUUGGCAUAGAGAUAUAAUCCACAUGGCAGUGGAACAGUGUUAGGAAAUGCGGUCCUAUGAUAGCUGUUGACCAAGAAUAAGUUCAUACUCUCUUUGUUCCCUCAGAAUCCUGAAGCCUAUGUAGAUCAUUGGUUUGGAAUCAUGGUUUUUUAACUCCUCAAGGUGGAUUUUGCGAAACCACACGUGCUUUUACAAUAACUUAUAUGGUAGUAAUUGAUCGUGGAUUGUGUAAUAAAAUAGUAUGUAAAUAAAUGUGUUUGUUUUCAUGAUGGCGUUCAUGGAUGAAUCCAUUGGGGACGUUUUUUCGAGUCUUCAGUGCACCGAUCUUUGCUUUUUUAAUUCGUUUUCUGAGAACUGCGGUGGUUCUCGUUUCCAAGUAUAACUAGUGGGCUUGUGGAUACUACAAUUUUCUGGACAUUAAGUAAAUAACCUAUAACACUAUCGUCAAUUAACUCAAAGUUCAUUGGUUGAAAUUUUUGUCCUUGAGUACUUAUCCGACCUUCCUCCAAUUAUGUUUGAAUUAUCGUUCUGAAUAGCCUCACUUUUCUAGUGAUGUAAUCCACUCAAUUCUGUUUUAUGGUAUGAUCCCACAAGGUAUUUAAGACUUGUCAGACAUCGAUUUUAAUUUUUCCAUAUUCUUUUUGGUUCUUCAGUCCUGCUAGUCUGGAAGAUUUCUUGAAUGAAAAUGAAGUUAGAUGUUUUAAUGCUUAGAUAAACUGUUCAUUAUCCAGUAGGAUUAUGUGUUGCAUCUGAUCUCACAUGCUUCAGUGCUUAACAGUUAUGCGUUUACUUUUCAAUAGACGUGAUGCAUUUAAAAUCUAGCAAUCUUAUUUAAUAUUAGAUUAUAACUUUUGAUUAUCAAUAGACAGAAGUUGGAAAAAGUUAGAUAUGCAAUUCAUCUUUAAUUAGUAUAGCGAUAAUCCUGGUUUCAUUGUCUGAAUAUAUAUGUGGUUGGUAAUCUAGAGUUCGCAUACAAAUUAUUUACUUAAAUUUUCAGUUGUAUUUACUAUCACUAAAUUGUCUUUCAUUUUAUUUAUGUAAUUCAUAAAACGUCUUGUACAACCGGGAACCAAAAAUAGCAUACUUACUUACUUUGACCUGUUACUCCUCGUGGAGGAACAUGUACCGCCCACCAGCAUUCUCCAUCCAAUCCUGUCCUGCGCAAUCAUUUGCAGUUCUUUCUAAUUGCUGCCCAUCCUUUCUACAUCUACUUCUAUUUGCCGACGUAAUGUGUUCUUUGACCUUCCUCUUUUUCUCUUCCCUUCAGGAUUCCAAAUUAGGGCUUGCCUCGUGAUGUAUUUUAGUGAUUUCCUCAAUACAUAUCUUAUUCGCUUCCUUUGUGUAUGCUGGAGCCUAUUGAGUCAGAGGCUGAUGUUAAAUUAGUUGUCUUCGUCUGUAUUUGUUCGUGUGUACGGAUAGGAGGGCUAGGUCAUCUGUGAAGUCCAAAUAGAUUAAUUGACUCUGAGAUGUCCACUGUAUUCCGUGCUUCCCCACAUGUGUCGAGGUCUUCAUAAUCCAGUUAAUCACCAGAAGAAAGAGGAAGGGGAAGAGUAGACAGCCUUGCCUGACUCCGGUCCUUACUGAAAAUACAUCUGUCAGCUGUUCGCCAUGCACAAAUUUGCAGUGUGGUCCAUUGUAUGGAUUUUGGAUGAUUUUGACAAUCUUCUCAGGAACUCCAUAGUGCUUAAGAAGUUUCCAUAAUGUUCUCCCGUCCACACUGUCAAACGCCUUCUCAUAGUCAAUGAAAUUGAUGUAUAGUGACAAGUUCCACCCAACUGAUUGUUCGACGAUGAUCCGUAGCGUCACAAUUCGGACUGUGCACGACCGAUCAUUACGGAAUCCAGUCUGUUGAUAUCGAAGUUGAGCGUCUACUGCGUCUUUCAUCCGGCUCAGCAAAACUCUGUUGAAGACUUUUCUUGGUACUGACAACAGUGUGACGCCUCUGUAAUUCUCACAUUUGCUCAGAUCUCCAUUCUUUCGUAUCUUGAUGAGUUCUUCCUCCCAAAUCUUCUUGAAUAGAAGGUGAAGCAUGUUUACAGUUACUUCAAUGUCUGACUUCAGUGCUUCAUCUGGUAUAUUGUCAGAUCCUUCCGCUUCCUUCUCUUGAUUCUGAGGCUCUAAACUUAUAACUUUGUGGAAACGUUUUGAGAGAAUAAGUUGACACACUUUCGACUAUAACAAUGCAUUCUAGGACCUUACUUCGAUUAUUAUUUUUUUAAAAUAAUUUUUCCUCAUCUAACAGAAGAGAAUGAUAUAUGUAAAUCUUAAUCUAUCAAUUACUGAACCGAGGCAUCUGUUUGUGUGUUUCAACUUCAAAGUUUAGUAUAUAAUGCAUUUUUUAUUUUACACUGUCAUGUAGUAUGGUUAUUCGUCGAGACCUCCUACCUGUGUAUCCUCAUCCCAUGGAAUACAUACAAAAUUCAUUUUAUAAACGCUGUGAACUUGGUUUUGAGUGGGAUUUUAUUACAGAUAUACCAUGGGUUCAUGAAGUAUGUUGUUCUCUUCUUAAAAAUAGUGAACAACAUCGAUCUGAUCAAGCUGAUCAACUUUAUGAAUUACUGUCGGAAUAUCAAGCAGCAUCAGAAAAUUUGAAAAUUCAACGACAUGGUAUACAUUAUCAUGUGCAAUUUCGAAAUGUUCACUCGCACAUUGAUAUGUGUAAUAAUGAUUCGUCGAGUAUGAGAGACAAUGAUAGCUUAAAUUAUUUCUUAAAGCGUAAACCUACUUCUUAUAUUAACUGGCCAUAUUCUGAAAAUAAUUUACUUUCUACCUAUCCUUCUGAUGAUCUCAAUGCAAUGAAGAAUAUCUUAAAAGAAAACCGCCCAUCUUUUGUUCAGAAUAUGUCUUCAGACAAUUGUUCACAAGCAACAAUAAUUAAAGAUGAUAAUAAUAUUGAAUUUUUACCUUGGAAACGUUUAUUACUAUCACAAGAAGAAAUAUUUAGUGCUGAAUUUGUGAAUCGUGACAAAUCAUCAAGCUUAGCAUCAUUCCCUAAUAAUAUUAAACCUUUAUCUAAACAAAAUUCUUUAUCCCAUUUGUCAAAUGUCAUUAUGAAUAAAUCAUUUUCAACGUCUGAUAAUCGUUCAAAAAAAUUUACCCCAUCUUCCACUUCGAAUUUUUCCUCAUCUCCCACGUCCCGACAACAAUCAUCAUCCAUAUCUUCUUCUGCAAUAACUACUAUAUGUGAUCAUUCUACUUUAAUUUCAUCCUCCCGUAAACGUUCACUUCCUCCAACUAAAUUAUUUUCGAAUUCUUGUAAAAAGUUUAAGUUAAAACAGUGAUUAUCUCAUUUCCUUUAAUGGUUUGUAUGUAUGUUUGUUUCUCAGUUUUUAUGCUUGUGCGUAGACGCAUGUAUGUACUUAACUGUUUCUUACCUAUCAUAUCCUCUCUGAUUCACUCUCUCUUUACUUAUUUACACUAUUUCUUAUUACACCUAUAUCUUGUGCUCUUCUCUUAUUAAAACUCUUUGUUAUCAAUUCUGUGUUCCUUAAUAAACAAACACAUAAAAUUGUAUACAGUUGUUGAGUUCUCUUUAUUGUCGUAUUUAUAAUACCUUUUGUCCCACACAUUCAUGCACACUCUUUUUAUUUGAUUACCGUCCCGCUCCGCAUCUCGACAUAAUCAUCACGUUUAAAAUGUAUUGUACAUUGAUGAUGAAUAAUAGUAAUAUUGUUAUUAUUAUUACUGUUACUAUUAUUAUUAAUAUUAAUCUCAGCCACACUAUUAAGCUACUUGUUUAACAAUGCGAUUUAUAUUGGACCAAAUAUAUUUUCAAACCAUAUAUAU
Molecule: messenger RNA, 10765 nt
Organism: Schistosoma rodhaini
Lineage: Eukaryota; Metazoa; Platyhelminthes; Trematoda; Strigeidida; Schistosomatidae
Source: the annotation of a GenBank genome assembly